AUGCCAAAUUUGUUUGAAUCAGCUGAGCGACUCUACAAGAGGCUCGCUGGUGGUAAUCAGCGAUAUAAUCGAAAAACGGAUUCCCGUUCAAAUGAUGGCACAAAUCUCUCAUCUAACGCUAUGGGUAGUGAGAAUUCAAAUCCCUGGAACAAUCUGGCUGCUCGUGCCAAUAGCUCGUCUAAUCUUGUCCCGUCCUCAAAGUCUGAAGCAAAUGAUCUACUCUGGCCCCCUGCGGCAUCUCCUCGUGUUGCUCAGCCACCUGGUGACCUAACAGCCGUUUCCAGCGAGAGCGAAACGGACGAAAAGGAGAUAACGAAUUCGGGCUUUCGAGGAUUUAAUGAUACCCACAAUCAGCGUCUAAGGCAAAGUCUUCAGCGUGCUAAAAAUGCGGAUUUUGAAACUGGAACUGAUUCACAAAAUCGAUUUCCAAGCGCUGAGAGACUUUCCUCAAAGACUAUCGAAACUUUCGAUGAGGAAGAAGAAGAUUCCAAUGACAGGAGUAAUUCAGAUGAGGCGACGGAUGAGGAAACUUAUGGCGACCAGGAAAAAAGCCUUGAUGAUAAACUUGUUCGAGAUGAUAGAGAUGUAUCUGAUAUGGUACAUAGAUCCUACAUUCAAACCUCGCAAAUAUCACAAUCGAGAGCAGGCGUACGAUGGUCAUCAGACCCGCCACAACCCCUGGUUGAUAUCCUUCCGAAAAUUCGUCGAGGCCUUGCCCCUCCAAAUACGGAAUUUGUUCGAGCUUUCUGCCAACGCCAGUCCUGUCGUUGUUUACUUCGUGGGCAUGAUACAUUGAUGCUUUUUCCCUUAUUUGAUACUGUUCUUUGUGAGGCAACGUGGGAAAAGAUCAAGGAAAGUCAAUCCUUUUCCUCUUCAUCUAGCUCUCGUUCUGCAUCUCAUUUCCUUUCCCGACUUCAACAUGGUCAUUCCUCUGGGCCAUCAUCCGAAACUCAAGCUAAUUUGAUUAUGUUCCGACAGUGUCGUGGAUGGUAUGAAGUGAUGAAUGAAAAUCACGAACCCGUGCCCCACUGGACAACUGUGGAAGAAAUUCGAUGCGCUAAACCGCAAGCCUUUCUCGUCCGUCGGGAUUUGAAAUGCCUUCUAGCUCCUAGCGAUCUCUGGUUACCGCCUCAAUCAUCUGAGCGUUUGGCUUCGACUCCAAACAAUAAUGGAGCUCCACCUCUACCUCCAAUCUCUUCCAGAAUCGUUGUUGAAGCGGCUAACUCAAAAAAUAUUGCAGCUAGUACUCCCUUCAUACUCAAACCUGGGACUCUAUUAACUUAUGUCGACUUCCUCCACGACUGCACAGUCACCCGGGGCAAGAAGCUAAGACAAAUAUCCCUAAUUUUGGCCGUUGAAAAGUCACGCAUGCAAAGACAGUCAAAUGCACUAACAUCACCCAGGAGAUUAUUCUAUAUCGGAACAGAAGAUUCCUCAAGUCAGGCUGUUUUCCCAACUAAAUUAGCCCUGAGUCCUAUCGCAGGUCCGGAGAAUAUAUCUGGAGUGCAUACACUAUCUUCACUUCUUCGAAAAUUUCGUCUCCCUCUUUCAAUAGUCCCCGUUGCCGUCCCAGAACGCAAAAUACCUCUGGGAGGUAUUGAAUCAAGCAGUUUGAGUUUAGAUUUAGACUCUACUAACUACGCUACAGCUCAAUCAUCUAAACCCGUUAAUAUUUUUCCCACAGUGCCUGGUAUUACUUUCACCGAUAAAAGUUUCAUUCGUUUAAGGGGCUUGCUUCGAGGUGAUAUUAUGAUUGUUGCUCCUGUGGAUGCACCAGAUCGUUUUUUUCUCAUUACUCCAACUCUUCUCCAAGAUCAUCUCUUUCAGAUUGGUUUCACUGAGGACGAUAGGUACCAGCGUCUUGCUUUCGGUCAUAGAAAUCGGACGAUAAAUUUCAUCUCCAUGGCUCAUCCUCGUGAUUCUUUGGAAUAUCUUCUCGUUUACCUCAAGAAUAUAACCAACAAACCGCGAAUAGUUUCAACUGCAGGAAAGAAUGAGAGUGUUGGACGAGAGUUAUGGAAUCGUCUGAAAGCUGGAGUUCUUCAAACAUAUGAGAUUACUCCUGCUAUAGCGAAGGCGAUGUAUGCGGAGACAGGACGUGACCCCAGAGCCGGACCCGGGAGCGAUCUUACUCCUGAUGAAUUAGAUCAAAUGUACGACGAAAUGGAUGAUUUGUAUUUCUUCACCAGAAAUGGUUACUAUCCUCCGAAAUCUCGGCAAAGACGACUGAAAUCGACUUCAAGUUCUCAACAAACUCCAUCGUCAAUUCCACAGAAUAUACAGCAGCCAACAGGAUUACCAAAGAACAAUGCUGGUGGACUCUCGGAGUUCAAUAGAACCUCAUCCAUUCCAAGUGCAGAACAACUCCUUGCUGCAAGUCUUAACAUAUCAACGUACAAGUAA
This is a messenger RNA of Rodentolepis nana, 2403 nucleotides long. NCBI's taxonomy places the organism in Eukaryota, Metazoa, Platyhelminthes, Cestoda, Cyclophyllidea, Hymenolepididae. The record is from the annotation of a GenBank genome assembly.